Molecule: messenger RNA, 758 nt
Organism: Pelodiscus sinensis (Chinese soft-shelled turtle)
Lineage: Eukaryota; Metazoa; Chordata; Testudines; Trionychidae
Product: interleukin-17F
Biological process (GO): inflammatory response
Cellular component (GO): extracellular region
Molecular function (GO): cytokine activity
Source: RefSeq, a predicted model, not a curated record
CCUCACUUGUGCUUUGCUUUUCCAUUCAUGCUUCACAAGAGAUUCUCGAGUGAGGCAUCACUGGUGUUGUUUCGUGCCCUCGUGAAUGCCAAACUCUGACCUGAACAGACUCAAGGAAGAUGUUUCUCUCUUUCAGGUCAGGACCCUGCUGCUAGUGCUGAUCCUGGUGCUCUCGGCUAAGAAUUCAGCCCACGGAAAGGCUGUACGAUCCAGACGCCAUAAGGAGGGAGGUGCCGACGGGACAAUGAACGAUGGUUGUCCAAUGCAAAAGAACUCCAGGUUCCCUCCAAGUGUGAAAGUCAACAUACACAUCAGCAGCCCCAAUUAUGUUACUAGAGUGGCUCAUGAUGUCAGGAACCGGUCUAUUUCUCCUUGGGAUUACAGCAUCACCAAGGAUCCCAACCGGUUCCCUGAAGUGAUCGCUGAAGCCAAGUGCCGUCAUUACAGCUGUGUGACGGCCUUGGGGCAGGAGGACCACAGCAUGAACUCAGUCCCCAUCCAGCAGGAGAUCCUCGUUCUCCGACGGGAGCAGAGAGGCUGCCAACACACCUACCGGCUGGAGAAACAACUCAUCACGGUGGGCUGCACCUGUGCCGUGCCUGUUCUCCGAUAUCAGUCCUAAGAAGAGCUUGUGGGUCAGGACUGGGAAGGAACAUGGACAGCUAACCAAUGAGGGGUGUACACAUUCGUGAUUGGUCUCAUUGGAGCCCCAAGUCUGUUGGAUCCUCAUGAAACUCAACCGGACUUUUCAAUUUAAA